Effrenium voratum is the source of this 414-nucleotide messenger RNA. Lineage: Eukaryota; Dinophyceae; Suessiales; Symbiodiniaceae. The record is from the annotation of a GenBank genome assembly.
AUGAGGAGCAGUUUGACUCAGCUCGACCUUCCGGAGCGUCGCACCAGCUACGGCUCCAUGGACGAGGGGCUCCAGGCCUCGCAGCGGGAGGAGUCGGAGGCGCAGGGCGCGGUGGUGGGCCCCCCCAUCUUCGAGGACGGCCGGGGCUUCUCGGUGGUCGUGUGCAGAGGUGCAAUUAGCAUCCGCAACAAGACCGAGCAUGAGUACAUCCUUUCCCCUGCAUGGAAGGAGCUCUCUGACGCUCUCGCGGGCGGCGUGCGCCCUGGAAUUUACGUGUCCAAUGACGAAUGCUGCGAGAACAGUCGUGUGCUUUUCGUAAGCCAUGAACGGCGUUUAACGCGAAGGCUGGUGCUACCGCCUUCUGCAGAUGCUCUUUACCUUCCCUCCUUCUUCAGCAGCGGGCAAGACCGAUAG